Molecule: messenger RNA, 222 nt
Organism: Acytostelium subglobosum LB1
Lineage: Eukaryota; Evosea; Eumycetozoa; Acytosteliales; Acytosteliaceae
Exons: 1
Coding region: 1-222 (73 amino acids)
Source: RefSeq, a predicted model, not a curated record
AUGAGGUUUGACAAGGAUGUCAACAAGGACCACUUUGGACCAAAGACCAAUUGGAACCAGGAUGCCAACAACAAGGACAAGUGUAUAAACGAGGAGUUGAACCUUAAGAAGGCCAUCCGUCCAGAGUACGAAUCAAUGGGUUCCAAGACUGGCGGUAUCUACUGGGAGAACAAAGGACGAUUGAUUGAACAAUUGGAGAGAUGCAGAUCCUCUUCCAGAUGA